CGAAACUGAGAACUACUCCCUACACGAGACAUUUUUGAGAAUCGUCGCGUAAACAGACAAAAUUAUCUGCUCACCUGAUGCCUUUCUAAAAAUGAGUCUCAGUGAAAGGACAAUGGUGGGGUCUUCUGUUCAAUCCAGGAGUGAAACACCGGACAUCAGCUGUUUGUCUAUGAGAAGUGAAAAAUCAAUGCAAGGUCCCCCUUAUUUCAGUGAUGAAUCCGUGACCUCUGAUGCUUUUGCGGAAGAUUAUCAUCAGGAUUCUCAUGAACCAGUAGAUGAUGUUCUGCAGAAAGUCAGAGAUCAACACAAAACCAUCAUGAAGAACAAGUAUGAGAGUCUAUUUGAGGGAAUCAAACACCAAGAGAAUCAAACCCUCCUAAAGAGGAUUUACACACAACUGUACAUCAUAGAGGGAGAAAGUAAAGGAGUGAAUGAAGAACAUGAAGUUUUACAUAUGGAGAAAAACACCAGAACACAACACUUACAAGACACAACAAUCUACUGCAAUGACAUCUUUAAACCCUUACCUGAACCAGAAUAUAAAACAGAGAAAAGAAGAGAGAGGAAAGAGAAAAUCAAGAGUGUUUUUACUAAAGGCAUUGCUGGAAUUGGAAAAACCGUCUCUGUACAGAAGUUCAUUCUGGAUUGGGCAGAGGGAACAGCCAAUCAAGAUGUAGAUUUCAUGUUUGUGUUUCCAUUUCGAGAGCUGAACUUGAUUCAAGAUGAUCAGUACAGUCUUCACAAACUUCUGCUUGACUUUCAUCCUGAACUUCAAGAUCUGGACUCAAAGAUUUAUGAUGAGUGUAAAGUUGUGUUCAUCUUUGAUGGUCUGGAUGAAAACAGAAUGACACUGAUGUUUUCAGAUACUGAGAAAGUUUCUGAGGUGACUGAGACUUCAUCAGUGCCUGUGUUGAUAGCAAACCUUAUAAAAGGAGAUCUGCUUCCCUCUGCUCUCGUCUGGAUCACCUCCAGACCAGCAGCAGCCAAUCAGAUCCCAUCGAAAUACAUCAACCGUCUGACAGAAAUCCAGGGAUUCAAUGACGAUCAGAAGGAGGAAUAUUUCAGGAAGAGAAUCAGUGAUGAACAUCAAGCCAGCAGAAUCAUCUCACACGUCAGAAGAUCAAGAAGUCUCCACAUCAUGUGUCACAUACCAGUCUUCUGUUGGAUCUCAUCCACUGUGCUUCAAAACAUCCUGAAACAAGACAAUGAGAGAGCAGAAAUCCCUAAAACUCUGACUGAAAUGUACAUCCACUUCCUGCUGAUUCAGAUGAAUAUGAAGAAUGAGAAGUAUGAUGAGAGAGAUCCAGAGAAACUCCUGCAGUCCAACAGAGAAGUGAUUGUCAAACUGUCUGAACUGGCUUUCAAACAGCUGAUGAAGGGUAAUGUGAUGUUUUAUGAGGAGGAGCUGAAAGAGUCUGGCAUAGACAUCACUGACGCCUCAGUGCAUUCUGGGAUUUUUACUGAGAUCUUUAAGGAGGAAUCUGGAAUACAUCAGAGAAAAAUCUACUGCUUCAUACAUCUCAGCUUUCAGGAGUUUCUGGCUGCAUUCUAUUGGUUUUACUGCUGUGCAUGUACUGCUAUGAAAGCUCUUGAAUUUUUUGAUCCAUUGAAUAAUUUGCUUAAAGGUGCAGUAGAUAAAACUCUUCAGAGUGAAACUGGACAUCUGGAUCUUUUCCUGCGAUUUGUGCUGGGCAUCUCACUGGAGUCCAAUCAGAGACUCUUACAAGAUCUUCUGACACACAAGGUGAAAACCUCAGAAACCAUCAGGGAAAUCACACAGUACAUUAAAGAUAAAGUCAAGCAUAAUGAAGAUCUCACAGCUGACAGAUCCAUCAAUCUGUUUCUGUGUCUUCUUGAAGUGAAUGAUCAGACUCUGUACAGAGAGAUUGAGGAGUUUGUGAGAUCAGACAAACACUCAGAGAAGAAACUCUCUGCUGCUCACUGUUCAGCAAUAGCCUACAUGCUUCAGAUGUCAGAGGAGGUGCUGGAUGAGCUGAAUCUGAAGAAAUACAACACAACACAGGAGGGGAGAAGAAGACUCAUACCAGCUGUCAGCAACUGCACAAGAGCUAUACUUGCUGACUGUGAUCUCACAGUUGAAUGCUGUAAAAUUGUGGCCUCAGCUCUACAAUCCUCAAACUCACCUGUGAGAGAUCUGGACUUGAGUAACAAUGACCUGCAGGAUUCAGGAGUGAAGCUCAUCUCGGAUGCUCUAAAGAGUCCAGACUGUAAACUAAAGAUACUGAAAUUAUCAGGUUGUAUGGUGACAGAUGAAGGUUGUUGUUAUUUGGCUUCAGCUCUGAGUUCAAACCCAUCAUUACACCUGAGAGAGCUGGAUCUGAGCUACAAUCACCCACAACACUCAGGACGACAGAUGCUCAAAGAAAGUCUUAUAAACUGUGCUCUCAAUUUGGACCAGGGAGAACACUUCAGGAUCACACCAGGUCUGAGAAAAUAUUUCUGUGAUCUCACACUGGAUCCAAACACAGCAAACGUUCAUCUUGUUCUCUCUGAGGACAACAAAAAGGUGACACAUUUGAAAGAAGAGCAGCUGUAUCCUGAUCAUCCAGACAGAUUUGAGUGUUAUGAACAGGUGCUGUGUAACGAGGGUAUGACUGGACGCUGUUAUUGGGAGGCUGAAUGGAGCGGCUGGUCUGAUAUAGCGAUGGCAUAUAAAGGAAUCGGUAGGAAAGGAAAGACUGAAGACUGCGAUUUUGGACUCAAUGAAAAGUCUUGGGCCUUGAGCUGUGUGAAUGGCCGAUUCACAGUGUGGUGUAAUAAAAACAGUAUUGACAUAUCUGUACCUUCACCACAACCUAAAAUAAUAGGAGUUUAUCUGGACUGGUCGGCCGGCACUCUGUCCUUCUACAGCGUCUCUGACACUCGAACACUUGCACACUUACACACAGUCAACACAACAUUUACUGAACCUCUAUAUGCUGGAUUUGGGGUUUUUUAUUCUGAUUGCUCUGUGUCUCUGUGUCAGGAUAAAUAAACAAUAGCAGAUAGCAAUUUAAAAUGUAAAUGUCUCUAUUUAUACACACUCUUUUACAAACACUUUUCUAUUAACACCCCUGCAAGUAAGCCUACGAUG
Molecule: messenger RNA, 3094 nt
Organism: Paramisgurnus dabryanus
Lineage: Eukaryota; Metazoa; Chordata; Actinopteri; Cypriniformes; Cobitidae
Source: RefSeq, a predicted model, not a curated record